UGCUCGAGAAAAAAAAAAGCCUUGCUAGCGCGAACGUGCUGCCCGUGACCAACCGGUGUGUCUUUGGUUAUAAACAACUGGAUAGUUCUCUUUUACAGUCAGUAAGUUCGGAUCAUCUCCAACGGCUCUUGUACGGGACCACACCGGGAACCAAGUAACGUACAAAAUAUCUAAACCGAAGAGGAAAAUCGUGAAUAAUGUCCGAAAGCGAAAACUGCGUAGAACUGCGGGAAGAGCCGACUGAAGUUGAAGAAGCCGGAGGAGCAGAGGAAAAGUCGGAUUCUUCAGAUGCUGGAAAAGAGUCUUCCUCAGAUGCGGGUCCUGAUGGACAAGAUGCAUCCCCCUCCUCCUCCAAAACUAAAGAUGCCAAUCCUGGUUAUGAAGAGAAAGUGCAAACAGACCGGACCAACAGAUUUGAGUACCUGCUGAAGCAAACAGAGUUAUUUGCUCACUUUAUCCAACCAGCCGCACAGAAGACUCCCACCUCACCCCUGAAGAUGAAGCCAGGGCGCCCUCGCAUCAAGAAAGACGAAAAACAAAACCUGUUGUCUGCUGGAGACAACCGACAUCGUCGCACAGAGCAAGAGGAGGAUGAAGAGCUUCUGAGCGAGAGCACCAAGACAACUAAUAUCUGCACCCGUUUCGAUGACUCUCCCUCCUACGUCAAAACAGGAAAAAUGAGAGACUACCAGGUCCGCGGUCUGAACUGGCUCAUUUCCCUGUAUGAGAACGGCAUCAACGGCAUCCUUGCCGAUGAGAUGGGUCUGGGGAAGACUCUGCAAACCAUCGCCCUGCUAGGAUACAUGAAGCAUUACAGAAACAUCCCUGGUCCCCACAUGGUGCUGGUGCCCAAGUCCACCCUCUACAACUGGAUGAAUGAGUUCAAGAGAUGGGUGCCUUCACUGCGGGCAGUCUGCCUGAUAGGAGACAGAGAACAGAGGAAUGCCCUGAUCCGAGAUGUGCUGCUGCCUGGGGAGUGGGAUGUUUGUGUCACAUCCUACGAAAUGCUCAUCAUUGAAAAAGCCGUGUUCAAGAAGUUUAACUGGAGAUACCUGGUCAUCGACGAAGCCCACAGGAUCAAGAAUGAAAAAUCAAAGCUGUCAGAAAUUGUGCGCGAAUUUAAGACCACCAAUCGUUUGCUGCUGACUGGAACACCCCUGCAAAACAACCUGCACGAGCUGUGGGCUCUUCUGAACUUCCUGCUGCCUGAUGUCUUCAACUCAGCAGAGGACUUUGACUCCUGGUUUGACACAAACAACUGCCUGGGAGAUCAGAAGCUGGUUGAACGUCUUCACACUGUUCUUCGGCCCUUCUUGCUUCGACGUAUUAAAGCCGACGUAGAAAAGACCCUGCUCCCAAAAAAAGAGAUCAAGAUGUAUGUUGGCCUGAGUAAGAUGCAGCGAGAGUGGUACACAAAGAUUCUGAUGAAGGACAUUGACAUCCUGAACUCGGCGGGUAAGAUGGACAAGAUGCGUCUGCUGAAUGUUCUCAUGCAGCUGAGGAAGUGCUGCAACCACCCAUAUUUGUUCGAUGGAGCUGAGCCCGGUCCCCCCUACACCACUGACCUCCACUUGGUGGUGAACAGUGGUAAGAUGGCGGUGCUGGACAAGCUGCUACCCAAAAUGAAGGCGCAGGGUUCUCGGGUGCUCAUCUUCAGUCAGAUGACCAGGGUGCUGGACAUCUUGGAAGACUACUGUAUGUGGAGGAAUUAUGGCUACUGUCGUCUGGAUGGCCAGACCCCACACGAAGAGAGACAGAUCUCUAUCAACGCAUACAACGAGCCCAACAGCGCUAAGUUCCUCUUUAUGUUGAGCACCAGAGCUGGAGGUCUGGGUAUCAACUUGGCUACAGCUGAUGUGGUCAUCCUGUAUGACUCUGACUGGAAUCCUCAAGUGGAUCUUCAGGCCAUGGAUCGAGCUCACAGGAUUGGUCAGCAGAAGCAGGUCCGCGUCUUUCGCUUCAUCACUGAAAACACAGUGGAGGAGAGGAUCGUGGAGAGGGCUGAGAUGAAACUGCGCCUGGACUCCAUUGUCAUCCAGCAAGGAAGACUUGUGGAUCCAAGUGCAAACAAGCUGGGUAAGGACGAAAUGCUGUCCAUUAUCCGCCACGGUGCCACACACGUGUUCGCUUCCAAAGAGAGCGAAAUCACAGAUGAUGACAUCGAUGAAAUUCUAGAGAGAGGGGAAAAAAAGACCAUAGAGAUGAAGGAGAAGAUGUCUUCACUGGGGGAGAGCUCUCUGAGAAAUUUCACCAUGGACACAGAGAACAGCAGCGUAUACACAUUCGAAGGAGAGGAUUACAGAGAGAAGAAAAAGGUAACAAUCAACAACAUCAACCAGCCUUUUGCUGCCAUAUUCCAUCAACAGGAACAUUUGAGUUUACUUUAUUUCUUCAUCUUCCCUCAGGUCAUAACAAACUGGAUCGAGCCACCCAAGAGAGAAAGGAAAGCCAAUUACGCAGUGGAUGCUUACUUCAGAGAAGCUCUGCGAGUCAGUGAGCCCAAAGCACCCAAGGCUCCUCGUCCUCCCAAGCAGCCAAAUGUUCAGGACUUCCAGUUCUUCCCUCCUCGUCUCUUUGAGCUUCUAGAAAAGGAAAUUCUGUUCUACAGGAAGACCAUAGGCUACAAGGUUCCCCGUAAUCCGGACACGCCAAACUCAGCCCAGGUCCAGAAAGAAGAGCAGGCUAAGAUCGAUGAGGCAGAGGCUCUCACAGAGGAGGAACUGGAGGAGAAGGAGAACCUGCUGCAACAGGGAUUUACCAUCUGGAACAAACGUGACUUCAACCAGUUCAUCAAAGCCAACGAGAAGUGGGGAAGAGACGACAUCGAGAACAUUGCCAGAGAGGUUGAGGGAAAAACUCCAGAGGAAGUCAUGGAGUAUUCUGCUGUGUUCUGGGAGCGCUGCAAUGAGCUGCAGGACAUUGAGAAGAUCAUGGCGCAGAUAGAGAGAGGAGAGGCCAGGAUCCAGAGGAGGAUUAGCAUUAAGAAAGCACUUGACUCAAAGAUUGGUCGCUACAAGGCUCCCUUCCAUCAGCUCCGUAUCUCCUAUGGCACUAACAAAGGAAAGAACUACACGGAGGAGGAGGACCGCUUCCUCAUCUGUAUGCUCCACAAGCUCGGCUUCGACAAGGAGAGCGUGUACGACGAGCUGCGUCAGUGCAUCCGCAACUCGCCUCAGUUCCGCUUUGACUGGUUCCUCAAAUCCAGGACUGCUAUGGAGCUCCAGAGGCGAUGCAACACCCUGAUUACACUGAUCGAGAGGGAGAACAUGGAGCUGGAGGAGAGAGAGAAGGCUGAGAAAAAGAAACGAGGCCCUAAGUCUGCUUCGGCCCAGAAACGGAAGUCAGAGGGAACCCCAGACGGCCGUGGACGAAGGAAAAAGCUCAAAUUGUGAAGCUGUCAACAACUUGAAUCUACUGCAUAAAGAGAGCGGCAGCCAGCUCUGGUAUGGUUAGUCCUCGUGUCUGUGUUUGUUUAACAGGCUGUGAUAAUGUACUGUGUAAAACCCUCUGAUGGACUGAUCUCAUUGUUUUAGGUCAUAGGGAGUGCUCCUCUGCAAGCCUGCCUUGUUGUCUCUUACCUAGACGCUGCAGCUGUGCUGGUUUAGUUUGUUUGCUAGAUGUUUUUUUUUUACUAGUACUAAAUUGAAAUAAGUGUAUUUAUGCCUGUUGGUUGUACUACAUUCCAUUGCUCUAUACAACAUGUUCCCUUUUUACUUUGAAGACGACUUUGUUCAUUUAUCUUCCUAUGUGAAGUAGAAAAUGUCUUUUUGAACAUCAUAAAUAAACUUCCCAUUUUUUAAAAA
This is a messenger RNA of Notolabrus celidotus (New Zealand spotty), 3803 nucleotides long. RefSeq names its product SWI/SNF related, matrix associated, actin dependent regulator of chromatin, subfamily a, member 5 (gene smarca5). The coding region runs from base 198 to 3392 and encodes 1064 amino acids. Gene Ontology annotation, biological process: nucleosome organization; regulation of transcription by RNA polymerase II. Gene Ontology annotation, cellular component: nucleus; chromatin. The record is from RefSeq and is a predicted model, not a curated record. Gene Ontology annotation, molecular function: ATP hydrolysis activity; DNA binding; nucleosome binding. The transcript has 23 exons. Lineage: Eukaryota; Metazoa; Chordata; Actinopteri; Labriformes; Labridae.